Messenger RNA from Zasmidium cellare ATCC 36951, 897 nucleotides. RefSeq lists its product as uncharacterized. Gene Ontology annotation, molecular function: oxidoreductase activity. The transcript is spliced from 2 exons. Lineage: Eukaryota; Fungi; Ascomycota; Dothideomycetes; Mycosphaerellales; Mycosphaerellaceae. The coding region runs from base 1 to 897 and encodes 298 amino acids. The record is from RefSeq and is a predicted model, not a curated record.
AUGUCGACCAAAAUCUCAAAAGUCGCCUUGCUCGGAGCAGAUGGCAAGCUGGGUCCUGCCAUCAUGCAUGCACUGGUUGAGAACGGAUUCAAUGUUACAGUCUUGAAGCGGAAGUCAUCGAAAUCGCCUUCUUCGUACCCGUCGCAGAUCUUAGUAUCGGAUGAUUUCAACGUGCCUGAAUUGACGGAAGCUCUGAAAGGAAUCGAUGCCGUUGUGAUUACUGUCAAAGGCAGCCAGACAGAUCUCCAAAAGCGAAUAGCAGAGGCAGCGGUGCAGGCUGGUGUGAAGCGCCUCAUCCCAGCCGACUUCGGGUCCUGCGACUCGUCCACCCAAUUCGCCCAAGACACCGUCCCCCUCUUCAAACACAAAGCCAACCUCAGACAAUACCUCACCGACCUCUCCACCAAAAACCCCUCCUUCGGCUGGACCUCCAUCGUCUGCGGCCACUUCUUCGACUGGAGCCUUGAAUUCCUCCACAUCUACCUCCCGCAACGCAAAGCCGAGAUCCUCGACGACGGCGCCGCGAAAUGGUCCGCCAGCAGCCUAGGCCAGAUCGCCGAAGCCACGGCGAGGAUCCUGCUCCGGCCGGACGUGACGAAGAACCGGAUGCUUUAUAUCCAGAGUUUCCUCGUUUCGCAGAGUGAAGUCAUCGCGGCGUAUGAGAAGGCCACGGGGACGAAGUGGGAGGUUGCCAAGUUUGAGAGUGAGAAGUAUUUGGAGGAGGAGAAGAGCAAGGCGGCGGAGGGGGAUCUGGAGGCGGUGGAGAAUCUUGUGUGGUUGGUGGGGACGGUGGAUGGGAAUUGGGAGGGGAAGAAGGAUUUUGCGAUGGAGGAUCUUGGGUUGGUGGAGGAGGAUUUGGAGAGGGUUGUGAGGAAGACGGUGGAGAGGUUGGGGUGA